Messenger RNA from Sciurus carolinensis (gray squirrel), 2958 nucleotides. RefSeq names its product collagen type IX alpha 2 chain (gene Col9a2). The record is from RefSeq and is a predicted model, not a curated record. The transcript is spliced from 32 exons. The coding region runs from base 612 to 2399 and encodes 595 amino acids. NCBI's taxonomy places the organism in Eukaryota, Metazoa, Chordata, Mammalia, Rodentia, Sciuridae.
AGAUGCUCGGCCCUGCCCGGGACAGGCAGCGUAGGGCAGGAACUGGCGCCCGGUCCUGGCAGCCAAGGGAGCCCAGGUGGCGGGGAAGACAAUGCUGCCCAUUCACCAGGCUGCAGAGCCUCCACCCCCGCCGCCUCCCGGGGGGCGCCGGCUCCAGCCAGACGCCGCUGUCGCCGGACUGAGGCCUCUGUGACCCGCCAGCGCGGGUCUUCGCUUCCUAGUGUCGGCUAGGAUGUGCGGGCACCUCACGCGACCCCUGCACGGGUAGGAUAGAGUCCGCGCCCUGUCUGAUGCCGGCAUGGGUCGCAGCUCUCCAGCGGUGCGCCAACCUGGCACUUCCCCGCCUGGGGAGGACAUGGGCAUCUGACAUGAGUGGGACCCCUGCCUGAAUCAGGGCUUGCCGGAGAGGACCGCCAGGAGAGCCCGGGCCCCCAGGCCCUCCAGGGCCGCCAGGAGUGCCUGGAUCUGAUGGCAUCGACGGUGACAAGGGACCCCCAGGGAAAGCUGGCCCUCCGGGAUCCAAGGGAGAGCCUGGCAAACCUGGGCCAGAUGGGCCAGAUGGGAAGCCUGGGAUUGAUGGUUUAACUGGAGCCAAAGGAGAGCCUGGUUCCAUGGGGACUCCUGGAGUCAAGGGCCAACCUGGGCUCCCAGGACCCCCGGGCCUGCCAGGCCCUGGUUUUGCUGGACCUCCUGGACCACCAGGACCUGUUGGCCUCCCUGGUGAGAUUGGAAUCCCAGGCCCCAAGGGGGAUCCAGGACCAGAGGGACCAUCAGGGCCCCCAGGGCCCCCUGGGAAACCGGGGCGUCCAGGAACCAUCCAGGGCCUGGAAGGCAGCGCUGAUUUCCUGUGUCCAACCAACUGUCCAGCGGGUGUGAAAGGCCCCCCAGGGCUGCAGGGAGUAAAGGGGCAUCCUGGCAAACGCGGGAUUCUGGGUGAUCCUGGCCAACAGGGGAAGCCGGGUCCCAAGGGAGAUGUGGGUGCCUCUGGAGAGCAAGGCAUCCCUGGACCACCGGGUCCUCAGGGCAUCAGGGGCUACCCAGGCAUGGCAGGAACCAAGGGAGAGAUGGGUCCUCCUGGGUAUAAAGGCAUGGUGGGUUCUGUUGGUGCUGCUGGGUCACCGGGUGAGGAAGGUCCAAGAGGGCCACCAGGCCGAGCUGGGGAGAAGGGUGAUGUGGGUAGCCAAGGUGUUCCAGGACCCCAGGGGAUAACAGGCCCAAAGGGAGCAACUGGUCCCCCAGGCAUCGAUGGCAAGGAUGGGACCCCAGGCACACCUGGCAUGAAGGGUAAUGUAGGACAGGCAGGACGACCAGGAAGCCCAGGCCACCAGGGCUCAGCGGGUGUGCCAGGCCAGCCUGGCACAAAAGGAGGUCCUGGAGACAAGGGUGAGCCUGGCCAGCAGGGUCUCCCUGGAUUUUCUGGUCCCCCUGGGAAGGAGGGAGAGCCAGGACCUCGAGGAGAAAUUGGUCCCCGGGGCAUCAUGGGACAGAAGGGUGACCAGGGUGAGAGGGGGCCAGUGGGUCAGCCAGGUCCCCAAGGACGACAGGGUCCCAAGGGGGAGCAGGGACCCCCCGGAAUUCCAGGGCCCCAAGGCUUGCCAGGCAUCAAGGGAGAUAAGGGCUCUGCAGGGAAGGCCGGACCCCGCGGCGGAGUGGGCGACCCGGGGGUGGCCGGCCUCCCGGGAGAGAAAGGAGAGAAGGGCGAGUCUGGCGAGCCGGGGCCCAAAGGACAGCAAGGAGUCCGCGGAGAGCCGGGCUACCCUGGCCCCAGCGGGGAUGCUGGCGCCCCAGGGGUGCAGGGUUACCCGGGGCUGCCUGGCCCUCGAGGACAGGUUGGAGACCGAGGCGUGCCAGGACAGCCAGGGAGACAGGGCGUGGCGGGCCGAGCUGCCAGUGACCAGCACAUCGUAGAUGUGGUGCUGAAGAUGAUGCAAGAGCAACUGGCAGAGGUGGCUGUGAGUGCCAAGCGGGAAGCCCUUGGUGCAGUUGGGAUGGUGGGUCCCCCAGGACCUCCUGGCCCCCCUGGAUACCCAGGCAAGCAGGGACCACAUGGGCACCCUGGCCCUCGGGGCAUUCCUGGCAUCGUGGGAGCCGUGGGUCAGAUUGGCAACACUGGGCCCAAGGGAAAGCGUGGAGAGAAGGGUGACCAAGGAGAAGUGGGACGUGGGCACCCUGGGAUGCCUGGGCCCCCAGGGAUUCCAGGACUCCCUGGCCGGCCUGGUCAGGCAAUCAAUGGCAAGGAUGGAGACAGAGGAUCCCCAGGGGCUCCAGGAGAGGCAGGCCGACCUGGGCUGCCAGGCCCUGUGGGGCUGCCAGGCUUCUGUGAGCCUGCAGCCUGCCUGGGGGCUUCAGCCUAUGCCUCAGCCCGACUCACAGAGCCAGGGUCCAUCAAGGGCCCAUGAACAGCAGGACAGAAUACAGCCCACAGGCAUCCUGGGUCCCCUUUGGGUGGACAUGCACCCCAGCCCAGGAAACUAACUUUCCCAGGACCUUCUGUCUGGGACUCAGUGGUCCUAAGUACAGAAGUUCUAAAACAUGGGGAAAAGGAGGGGAGGGCAUCAGAGUGAAAAGGUACCUGACAGGCCAACUGUCACUGGAAAGUGGACCCUCCAAAGGGAACAGGAUGGACAGGGUGGCUUUCCUUCUGGAGCACCACUUGGAUGUUACCAAAUGUCUCCUUUAUCUGUUCCAUUCUCCACUGGCCAUCUUGUCCUUGGGACAGGUUGGCUGAGGUCUCUUUUGGUUCCUGAUCCCAGUCUCAACUCUAUGGACUCACCGGGUGACUGCUCAGAGUGACUUCUCUGAGGUGGCCAUCCUUAAGCCAGCCCCACGUCCUUCCUGCCUCUCAUCUGAGUAUUUAAACAUCCAUCUCCCUUUUCUUUUGGCCUUACUCUCUCCUACCUCCUUCUCCCAGGAUCCACUGUGGUCUUUCUGUAAAUAAAAGCCCCCAACUUGGUUACA